Messenger RNA from Gossypium raimondii (Peruvian cotton), 982 nucleotides. Its product is annotated as BI1-like protein. Lineage: Eukaryota; Viridiplantae; Streptophyta; Magnoliopsida; Malvales; Malvaceae. The record is from RefSeq and is a predicted model, not a curated record. The coding region runs from base 58 to 804 and encodes 248 amino acids. The transcript has 4 exons. Gene Ontology annotation, cellular component: membrane.
ACAGUUUCUUUCUACCGCUCUCAUUUUCCGGGAAAACAUACAACAGAGAGAGAGAAAAUGUUUGCAUACGAUCGCGUAAGCCACUCGAGUGCCAACAAGGCGGAUGAGAUAGAUCUAGAAUCAGGGGAGACUUUGUACCCGGGACUCAGCUACGGCGAGAACCAACUCCGGUGGGGUUUUAUCCGCAAGGUUUACGGCAUCUUGGCAGCGCAGUUGGUUCUAACCACCGUGGUCUCCGCCUUCGUGGUUCUUUCGGCUCCGGUCAACGAGCUCCUUCGUGGAAAUUCUGGCCUCUUGCUCUUCCUCUGUUUAAUCCCCUUCGUCUUGUUGUGGCCCUUGCAUGUCUAUCACCAAAAGCACCCUGUGAACUUGGUUAUCCUCGGCCUCUUCACCGUGUCAUUGAGUCUCACAGUUGGUGUGAGCUGUGCAAAUACCGAUGGAAGAAUCGUGCUUGAAGCGCUAAUUUUGACAGCUGCUGUGGUUGCAUCUCUUACUGGCUACACUUUCUGGGCAUCGAAGAAGGGCAAGGACUUCAGCUAUCUCGGACCGAUUUUGUUCACCGGCCUUAUUAUCCUCAUCUUAACUGGUCUAAUCCAGAUGUUCUUCCCGCUCGGCCCAACAUCUACUGCUGUAUAUGGUGGAAUUAGUGCGUUGAUUUUCUGUGGGUACAUAGUAUAUGACACCGACAACCUGAUCAAACGCUUCACAUAUGAUGAUUACAUUUUGGCCUCCGCCACUCUUUAUUUGGACAUCCUGAAUUUGUUCAUUUCCAUUUUACGGGUUCUGAGAUCCGGGGAUAACUAGUUAUACAAUAUUUCUAACAAGGUCGGUCGGAAAGAUUUCAUGGUAUGGCGAUUGAGUUAUUGUCCAAUGAAUAUGAAAAAUAUUACUGUCUAUUAGUAUAUUUGCUAGACUUGGCAAUUACUGUAUUCGUACCGUAUUUGUGUAUUUUCUCAUGUUAUAAUCAUGUUCUAUUUACUUA